Pseudonaja textilis is the source of this 2708-nucleotide messenger RNA. The record is from RefSeq and is a predicted model, not a curated record. Lineage: Eukaryota; Metazoa; Chordata; Lepidosauria; Squamata; Elapidae.
CAGGUGAACAAUACCAGAGAAAGCUUCAAAUAAGGUCAAGUAUAAGCAUUGUCAGAAGUGCAUCCCCUGAUAUAUACAGGUAACCAUGACUGAGGGAGAAGAACAGGAGGAAGAUCCAGUGGAAUCACCACCACAAAACAGACAGAAGAAUAAAGCAAUUAUCUGCCAACGCUGCAUCCCACUUUUGAUACUCUUGGUGCUGUUGGGAGGAGCUGGAGCAAUAACUUGGUAUUUCUUAGACUACAGACCAUGGUAUCUGAAUUCUGCACAUCUGCAUUUCUACUCUGGCAGCUUGAGGAUCAUCAAUCGGCAGUAUUCCCAGGAUCAUGGGAGAAUGGAAUCCAGAGCUUUCUGGACAGAGAGAUCAAAGAUACAGAAGAUGUUAAAAGAACUAAUUCAUGCCACUAACUUGGCCUCUUUCUACAACUCCAGUGCUGUCUAUGCCUUUGGAGAAGGGUCUUUGACAUGUUUCUUCUGGCUCGCCCUUCAAGUCCCAAAAGAUCGGCAUGUGGAGGUAGCAGUGGAAGAAGUAAAAGACACACUCUAUAGUGAACUUCUUACCAGCUUCAACAGAACAGGGUUCAUCUCUUAUCAGAAUGAAUACAAAAUUGAUCCAGAAUCUUUAAUUUUAUUGGAAUCCAGCCUCAAAGACAUAAUAGUGCUGAAAUCCACCUUGGGCUGCUAUAGGUACAGCUACAUCAGAGAGGAUGUAGUUCUAAAACUGAAGGGUCCAGACUAUUUAGCCUCCAGUUGCCUUUGGCAUCUCCAUGGCCCCAAAGGUCACAUGAUCAAGCUUCACCUGGAAUGGACUCUCUCAGAAUGCAGGGACCGGUUGGCAAUGUAUGAUGCUGCUGGGCCAUUGGAGAAACAGCUCAUCACUUCAUUAUAUGGGUGUAGCCGGCAGGAACCUGUGGUUGAAGUUCUAUCUUCUGGCCCAGUCAUGUCUAUCGUAUGGAAGAAGGGGAUGUACAGCUACUAUGAUCCUUUCAUACUCUCUGCUCAGGCUGUGCCCUUUGAAGCCUGCCAGAUGAACCUAACACUGCAGGAAAGCUGGGGACAUCAAGGGAACAUCAAGACUCCUUACUACCCAAGUUACUAUGCACCAAAUACACAAUGCACUUGGCACAUGAUGGUCCCAUCUCUGGAAUAUGGAGUUGUUCUUUGGUUUGAUGCUUAUACUCUCAGGAGGCAGAAGUACGACCUUCCAUGUACUCAAGGCCAGUGGACCAUCCAGAACAGAAAAUUCUGUGGUCUGCGGAUUUUGCAAGCCUAUGCUGAAAGAAUCCCUGUGAUGUCUAGAGCUGGUGUCACCAUCAACUUUACUUCUCAGAUCUCCCUAACAGGGCCUGGAGUAUGGGCUGCUUACAGUCUAUAUAAUCAGUCAGACCCAUGCCCCAGAGAAUUCCUUUGCCUUGUGAAUGGUUUAUGUGUGCCAGCUUGUGAUGGAAUUGAAGACUGUCCCAAUGGAUUAGAUGAGAGAAACUGUGUCUGCCCUGCAAAAUUUCAAUGUCAGGAAGACAGCAUGUGCAUCGAGUUCUCCAAGGUCUGUGAUAAACAUCUGGAUUGCAUCAAUGGGAGUGACGAGGAGCAAUGCAACGAAGGAAUCCCUUGUGGACUUUACACUUAUCAAUGUGCUGAUGGGAACUGUGUGAAGAAGCCCAACCCUCAGUGUGACUCAGUCCCUGAUUGCAAGGAUCAAUCAGAUGAAAGGCAAUGUGACUGUGGAGUGCAGGAAACAGCAACACAGAGAAUUGUUGGGGGUGCUCAUUCUGUGGAAGGGGAGUGGCCUUGGCAAGCGAGUUUGCAAGUGCGGGGGCACCACCUUUGCGGGGGAACAUUGAUUGCAGAUCGCUGGGUGAUCACUGCAGCUCACUGUUUCCAGGAAGAUAGUCAGGUUUCCCCCACAGUCUGGACCGUAUACCUGGGCAAGCACUUUCUGAAUGUCAGUAGCCACAAUGAGGUUUCCUUCAAAGUGAACCGUAUCUUGCAGCAUCCCUACUAUGAAGAAGACAGCCAUGACUAUGACGUGGCUCUGUUGCAGCUUGACCAUCCAGUCAUCUAUUCUGCGUUCAUCCAGCCCAUCUGCUUGCCUGCCAGCUCUCAUCUCUUUGAGCCUGGCCUCUUGUGUUGGGUCACAGGCUGGGGUGCAGUCAAGGAAGGAGGUCCUACAAGCAAGAUUUUGCAAAAGGUGGAUGUGCAAUUAGUUCAGCAAGACAUCUGCAGUGAAGCUUAUCACUAUCAGGUCUCUCCCAGAAUGCUUUGUGCUGGCUACCAGGAGGGCAAAAAGGAUUCCUGUCAGGGAGAUUCUGGAGGCCCUCUUGUUUGCCAGGAAGCCAGUGGCAAAUGGUUUCUAGCUGGAGUGGUGAGCUGGGGAAUGGGUUGUGCACGUCCCAAAGACUAUGGAGUGUAUACCAGAAUCACUAGUGUAAAGGAAUGGAUGAAACAAACUAUGUCAAACUGAGCAUCAUUCCAAAUCCUCCUUUUGUUACAAGGAAACACUGUUGAGGAGACACCUUUAGUCUUUGUCCCAGUUUCAAAUAGCCAAACCUGUGGAGACAUCCCAUCUUACACCUGGCUCCUGUUGCACCUGAUAUUCAAGCACUGGUCUUUAAGGAUGUUUUAAUGUGUGGAGAAGCCAAAGAAGGCCACUGAAGAAAGAUUGUUGAAAAUAAAUAUGAAAUUUGAGAAGCUGCUCCAAUGUAACAACA